Molecule: messenger RNA, 1579 nt
Organism: Aedes aegypti (yellow fever mosquito)
Lineage: Eukaryota; Metazoa; Arthropoda; Insecta; Diptera; Culicidae
Gene: Yod1
Product: ubiquitin thioesterase OTU1
Exons: 3
Coding region: 247-1197 (316 amino acids)
Biological process (GO): protein deubiquitination; endoplasmic reticulum unfolded protein response
Cellular component (GO): cytosol; nucleus
Molecular function (GO): protein binding; cysteine-type deubiquitinase activity
Source: RefSeq, a predicted model, not a curated record
AAUGUCAAGUCAUCGUUGAUUAUCUUUUCGCAGGAUUUUGGCAUUUUUGCUCUGAUCUCAAAAACAAAGCAAAGAUUUUUAGAUUUUAGUGAACAAAAUCCAGAAUAUAUUAUCUUGUUUUCCAAAAACUUGAAGUUCAGUUCAGUGAAAGCAACGUCGUCGUGUCCAAGCACCGUUCUACCUCAAAACCGAAUCGAUAUCCUAUAGGAAAAUCGCCGCGUAAUCUCACAAGCGCAUAAUCACGCAAUGGCGGGCUUCUCGUUGAAGCUGAAAACCAAAACGGGCCAGCAGCAUAUCGUCAGCAAUCUGGACCAGAAUACGACGGUGCGGAACCUGAAGGAUAAGAUCAGCGAGCUCACGAAAAUCCCCGCCGAAGUGUUACACGUAGUGCUCGGGUUUCCACCCUUUAAGCCGUUGGAUCUGACUAGGGAAGAUGAAUUGCUGGCGGCCAUCGGAAUUACCAACGGGGACACGCUAAUAGUGGACGAGAAGCAACUGAGCGAGGAGGAACGGCGCCAAAAGGCUGCCCAAAAGCGCGUGGAGGAAGACGAGAAGCUGGCCAAGGAGUUGGCCGCCCAGAGCGAAGGCAACGGUGGGAUCUUGCUCAAGCAGGUGGUGCCCAGCGACAAUUCGUGCCUGUUCACUAGCAUUGGGUUCGUCCUGACGGGAAAGGUGGAUCCGGAAAAGAGCCAGGAUAUGCGCCAGAUUAUCGCCUCUACGGUGAACGCGGAUAAGCAGGAAUACAACGAAGGAAUUCUGGGCAGACCGAACGAUGAGUACUGUGCAUGGAUUCUGCAACCGGAAUCGUGGGGUGGCGCAAUAGAAGUUUCAAUUUUGUCCGCCUACCAUGGGAUUGAAUUUGACGUCGUGGACAUUACCAAUGCGAUUAUCAAUAGAUUCGGCGAGGACAAAAACUAUGGUAUCAGAGCGUUUCUGUUGUUUGACGGGAUACAUUAUGAUCCACUUUAUUUGGAAUCCACUUCGGGUGAACCUCCGCAAACUAUGUUCCCGAUCGAGGACAACAACGUGUACAUGCAGGCCGAGCAGCUCGCCAAGGAGGCCAAAUCUUCGCGCCAGUUUACGGACGUCAAUCGCUUCACGCUCAGAUGCAUCGAUUGCGACUGCCUGUUGAAGGGCCAAGUCGAGGCCCAGCAGCAUGCGAAACGGACCGGACACGUCAAUUUUGGCGAAGUUUGAUUGCGAGUGAUGGGCGUGUAGUUUCAUGGAAGGACUCUGGAUUGGAAAGCAUUUUGAAUUUAGGUCUAGGUACUAGUUAUGAUGCGUUUAGUAUUUGAAAUUUUCGUACAUUACUGCAGGAAGACUUAGAUAGCCUUGGAUCGACAUACCGGAAUAAUAUAGUUUAUAUUAAGCCGAAUGAGCGUUGCUUUCACGAGGGUUGGGCUUGCAUGUUUUUAGGACUCAAUUCUUCAAUGUUCGGUUCCGGUCGCAAAAUAAAUUUAAAACAUUACGUCUAACAUGUCGAUUCUAGUUUGCAUCGGAGGUAUAAACUUACGAUGCCUUAGGGAUAUGAAAAUUGUGUUCUGCUUUUGAUCGUUUUGCUAAUAAAUUUUAUGCAGUA